GCAGAAGAAAGUCUGUUUAGUUUUCACAUUGCUGCAGAUUUUAGUUAUUAUCGCGUGUUGGCAAAUAAACUGGUUUGUUAAAAUUAUCUAUCAUUUUCAGUAAGUGUUACAAAACAAGGGCUAAAAAUGAUUAUUCCGAUCCGUUGUUUUACUUGCGGCAAAGUUAUCGGCAACAAAUGGGAAUCAUAUUUGGGCUUACUGCAAGCCGAAUAUACAGAAGGUGACGCUUUGGAUGCACUUGGUCUCAAACGCUAUUGCUGUCGACGUAUGUUAUUGGGGCAUGUGGAUCUGAUCGAGAAAUUACUCAAUUACGCACCUUUGGAGAAGUAAGAGCGUUCGCCGAAUUACUGAUUGUAGACAUCCAACUUAGGUUUAGUGUAAAUAAAUAGACAGAUGUGUAGCAAGUA
Anastrepha obliqua is the source of this 407-nucleotide messenger RNA. It is a transcript of the gene Rpb10, whose product is annotated as DNA-directed RNA polymerases I, II, and III subunit RPABC5. The transcript has 2 exons. The coding region runs from base 127 to 330 and encodes 67 amino acids. NCBI's taxonomy places the organism in Eukaryota, Metazoa, Arthropoda, Insecta, Diptera, Tephritidae. The record is from RefSeq and is a predicted model, not a curated record. Gene Ontology annotation, biological process: transcription by RNA polymerase II; tRNA transcription by RNA polymerase III; transcription by RNA polymerase I. Gene Ontology annotation, molecular function: DNA-directed RNA polymerase activity; DNA binding; zinc ion binding. Gene Ontology annotation, cellular component: RNA polymerase I complex; RNA polymerase II, core complex; RNA polymerase III complex.